AGAGGCAAAAAGAGUCGGUUCUCUUCUCAAUUCCACACUUGUCCAAUUUCAUUGCGUUUGCGAUUCUUUUCUAUAACAAAAAAAAAUUAAAUUAAAAUUAAACAAAAUCAACGCAUUCUAACUUAAUAUAUUAACAACUGUGAUCGUCAACAUCCGAAAUAAUAAUAUAAAAGUAAAGCACGAAAAGAAUUGCCAAGUUAGUUAUAUAUUAUUUUCAUCAGCAGCAAAAUCAUCCCCACCCCGCAACUCACCAACAAACAAAACUUCCGUGCUUUAGCCUCUCAACACCAACAACCACUGCAACAAAAAUAUAAAAAAAGGGGGAAAAAAAAACUAAGCUAAAAAUCUGUGAACAAAGUGCUCUUCAGCAGCAGUGCAUAUUUCUACAAAAAACAAAAGGACACAGACACCUCGAUAUAAACAAUACAUUUGUGUGUUAAACAAAAACUUCUACAAAAAGUUUACAAAGCUGUGUUUUGGAUCCAGCAGCAUUUCAGAAGCAGAAACUGCGCAAGUGCCUCCGCUACCGCCCACUCAGUGUUGUGUAGUAGUCCGUAACUAAAUUUGUUGCUACACGUCUCCAGCAAUGGUCAUGGAUGCGACCCAAUCGCAGCAGCCAUCACCGCAAUCGGUGGGACGCGAAUUUGUGCGUCAAUAUUACACGUUGCUAAACAAGGCGCCCAAUCAUUUGCAUCGGUUCUACAAUAACAACUCAUCGUUCAUUCAUGGUGAAUCGACACUGGUGGUGGGUCAGCGUGAUAUUCAUAAUCGUAUCCAGCAGCUUAAUUUCAAUGAUUGUCAUGCCAAGAUCAGUCAGGUAGAUGCCCAGGCAACAUUGGGCCAGGGCGUUGUAGUCCAGGUGACAGGGGAGUUAUCCAAUGAUGGCCAGCCGAUGCGUCGAUUUACUCAGACUUUCGUAUUGGCCGCACAGUCGCCGAAAAAGUACUAUGUGCAUAAUGACAUCUUCCGUUAUCAGGAUCUAUACAUUGAAGAUGAACAAGAUGGCGAAUCGCGCUCUGAGAAUGAUGAGGAGCAUGAUAUUCAGGUGCAGGUAGGCAGCAAUGUCGAUCAGGGUGUUCAGGUAGUUGGUGAUAUGAGUCAACCGCCACCACAACAACAACAGCUUCCAGCUCAGGCUCAGGUAGUGGUGCCGGCCCAGCAGGUGGCACCAACAGCUGCUGGAAGUGGGCCGCAGCCAAUAUUCUAUCCUAUGCCGCAGUCAGGUGCUCCAGCUGGCCGGGGACCCGUUCCUGUUUUACCAGCUGCUCCUCAGGCUGCCGCUGUGCCAUUGCCGGCCCAGUUUGCCAAUCAACAACCCAUCCAAAACGGCGUAGUUUCGCAUGAGGAACUGCAGCAGCAGCAGCAAGGUCCCCCUCAGGCCUUGGUGCAACCUAGUGCCUCCCCUCUGAUACAACAACAACAACAGGCUCCAAGUGGGGCUCCAGUAUUGCCAACUAAUGUCGGAAUUGUGCCAGUCCAGUCUACUAGCUUCCAGCAAUCUCCUCUGGUAGCUCCUCAGCUCAUUCAGCCGCAACAGCACCAGCCACAGCAGUUGCCGCCGCAGCAGCAGCAACAGGCAAUUCUACCGCCACAGCAGCAAUUGAUCGAGCCCGAGGAACCGGUGAGUGCUCCCAUCAAUGUCCAGAGCACCAAUGAGGUUCACACCAACACUAGUCGCCAACCGCAAAAGCCUUCCACACCCGUCGACGACUUCAAGACCAUUCACGAACAGCAACAGCAGGAAAAAUACGAGGCAGCCAAGCAGCAACAGAAUGAGCCCAAGACCUAUGCAAAUCUCUUUAAGUCAACGUCAUCGUCGCCCAGUGGUUUUGUUAAUGCAGCACUGCAGCAGCAACAACAACUGCACCAGCAACAGCAGCAAUCAAUUAACAAUUCCUACAACAACUCUUCCUCGUCGACGACAAACAGUGCUGGCGGCAAUGGCAGUGGCCAGGUUAGCUACUCAACUACGGCCUCGUCAUAUAACAACUCCACUGGCAAUAAUAAUGGUAAUUCACGUCUGGAUAAUGGCGGUCCAUUGCCACAGCGCAACAAUUCAAUUAGAAAUAACAAGGGUGAUUUUGAGCAGCGUCGCCCGAGCAAUGCGCAACAGUUUGGCGAUAAUCAACAACUUUUCCUUGGCAAUAUCCCCCAUCAUGCUAGCGAAGAUGAGCUACGCGAAAUUUUCUCACGGUUCGGCAAUGUUAUUGAGCUGCGCAUCCUGUCCAAGUCGGGCAAUAAGGUGCCACCAGGCAUACGCAGUCCCCUGAACUAUGGCUUUAUUACCUAUGAUGAUUCUGAAGCAGUGCAAAAGUGCCUGGCCAAUUGCCCCCUGUACUUCCCCGAAAAUUCUCCAGAUGGACAAAAACUGAAUGUGGAGGAGAAAAAGCCACGCAUGCGCAACGAUAUGGCCCCACGACAACCAAUUGGCGGUGGUAAUAAUCUUAACAACAAUAUGGGACGUAUUGGUGGUGGCAAUAAUGGGCCACAGUCACGUCCAAUGGGUAAUGGCGGCGGCGGCGGUGGUAUGAUGCGUAAUACAGGAGGCAGCGGUGGCAAUAUGCGGGCUGGUGGCGGCGGAGGAAAUGGAGCUCCACGUCUUGGCGGCGGCGGCGGUGGUGGAAGUUUUGGCCAACGCAACGAUAAUCGCGGCAGUGGUAAUCAAUCCAAUGGACCUCUACGGGGCUCCGGCAACGGACAGAGCGGCGGAGGUGGCAACUAUGGACGUCGCUAAAAACCACAUAGUCCAAACAAAACAAAAAAAACAUCAAACAAAGCAACAUUAAAAAGCAGCCAGCAGCAGUAGCCAAUCGCAACACCAGCAGGCCUGACAUCGGUAAUUGGCCGCAGCAGCAAGAAAUAAAUAAUAGCAACAGCAGCCCAACGUUUAAAAACAUCGACAUCUUCCACACAAUGCAAUCACACACACAUACACAAAAUUUGAAACACCCACUUAACAUGGCGGUUGGAACACACACAAACUGUUCUGUUUGAUUAAAAUGUUCCUGAGAGCACAACAACAACGAUGACAAACCACAUUGAGUUUGUGGCUCACCUUGCUGCAAAUUCAAACAAAAAAAACAAAAACAAAACAAAUUAGAAUCAAGAAACUAUAUUGCUUUCGGGUCAAUAUUUUAGUUAAAUUAAGUUAAGCCCGCUUUUUUCCAGACAGUUCGUGCCAAAUGAAAGCAAAAUUCUGUUCAAAUUUUUGUUGUAAAUCACACACACACACACACACACAUAAAUGUAAAACACUGCACAGAAUAGUGCAACAAGCAGCAGUCCUUUUCCUCCUCCAUAAUCUAUCGCCGCUCCCCUACACACACACACACACACACACUUUCACACACAAACACUCGUAUAUAUAUGCUCCUUUAUAUUUCUAUAUGUACACUUGUGUAUUAUGUUUAAGUCUCAAAAACAUGUAUCCCACCAUCUACACACACACACACAAACACACACACGCCCCCAACUCAUUCACACACCCACACAUACAUACUUAGCAUAAAUGUAAACCAUAGUUUCUCGUUUGGCAAAUUAAUUUUUUCAAAAUAUUUAAGUUUAACUUAA
Molecule: messenger RNA, 3570 nt
Organism: Drosophila willistoni
Lineage: Eukaryota; Metazoa; Arthropoda; Insecta; Diptera; Drosophilidae
Gene: rin
Product: ras GTPase-activating protein-binding protein 2
Exons: 5
Coding region: 587-2734 (715 amino acids)
Cellular component (GO): ribonucleoprotein complex; cytosol
Molecular function (GO): mRNA binding
Source: RefSeq, a predicted model, not a curated record